AUGCUCUUCGUGGACAAGCAUCGGCCUAAGUCGCUGGCAGAUCUCUCCUACCACGAAGACCUCUCCGAACGACUGCGCGGGCUGGCAGACAGUGAAGAUCUGCCCCACCUCCUCUUCUACGGACCCUCUGGCGCUGGCAAGAAGACCAGAAUCCACGCAUUGAUCAAGGAGCUCUUUGGACCUGGAGCUCACAAGCUCAAAAUCGACCAACGAGUCUUCUUGAAUCCCAGCAAGAGAAAGAUUGACGUCAACAUCAUCAGCUCGACUUAUCAUCAGGAGAUCACACCAUCAGACGCAGCAGGAUAUGAUCGACUGGUCAUCCAGGAUGUAUUGAAGGAAAUUGCACAGACACAACAGGUCGACGUCAGCGCAAAGCAUAGGUUCAAAGUCGUCGUCAUCAAUGAAGCCGACUCGCUUUCCCGCGAUGCUCAGUCUGCUCUGCGUAGGACGAUGGAGAAGUACAUGGGCAAUCUGCGGCUGAUACUCUGCGCCACCUCGACCAGCAAGAUCAUCGCUCCCAUCAGGAGUCGAUGUCUCCUGAUCCGCGUCGCUGCGCCAAAUGAGAAGCAGAUGACGAGCGUGCUCCAUCACGUAGCAAAGAAAGAGAAGUUCCAUCUGCCGGACAACGUAGCUGCUCAGAUCUAUGCCGACUCUGGGGGCAAUUUGAGAAAGGCAGUGCUGGUGCUGGAGGCGCUUAGGAUGCAGUCGCCUGACCUCUCCGGACCGAUCUCUAUUGCUCAACCCGACUGGGAGCUGUAUAUCCACAAGAUGUGCGACUCGCUUCUGUCCGAGCAAACGCCUCAGCGUCUCCUCGCCAUUCGGAACAACCUCUACGAGCUGCUUGUCCACGCAAUUCCACCUAAGACGAUCAUCAAGUCCAUGGUAGACUACCUGGUCACAAGGGUGGACGAAAGUCUACGAAUUGGCAUCGUGGAGAAGGCGGCCUUCUUUGAGGGCAGGACAAAGUCGUCCAACAAGGCCAUCUUCCACUUGGAGGCAUUUGCCGUUGCGGUGAUGACCAUGAUCAAGUCGCUCUACAUGGGCAUCGAAUGGGACGAGUGAUCGCAAGGGAUCAGGGUUCUCUGCAUCUGUUCCGCAAGCGCCAGCCGUGUACUUUUACCUGUCAAUACCAAUCGCACUCAACUCGUCUUCGUCGUG
This is a messenger RNA of Microstroma glucosiphilum, 1158 nucleotides long. RefSeq names its product putative RFC5-DNA replication factor C, 40 kd subunit. Gene Ontology annotation, cellular component: nucleus; DNA replication factor C complex; Ctf18 RFC-like complex. Gene Ontology annotation, molecular function: DNA clamp loader activity; ATP hydrolysis activity; DNA binding. The transcript has 7 exons. Gene Ontology annotation, biological process: DNA-templated DNA replication; DNA repair. The coding region runs from base 1 to 1062 and encodes 353 amino acids. NCBI's taxonomy places the organism in Eukaryota, Fungi, Basidiomycota, Exobasidiomycetes, Microstromatales, Microstromataceae. The record is from RefSeq and is a predicted model, not a curated record.